Messenger RNA from Callorhinus ursinus (northern fur seal), 1601 nucleotides. Lineage: Eukaryota; Metazoa; Chordata; Mammalia; Carnivora; Otariidae. The record is from RefSeq and is a predicted model, not a curated record.
AUGGGGAGAAAACUGGAUCUGUCCAAGCUCACGGACGAAGAGGCCAAGCACGUCUGGGAAGUGGUUCAGCGGGACUUUGAUCUGAGAAGGAAAGAAGAGGAAAGACUGGAGGGGUUGAAGGGCCGGAUUAAGAAGGAGAGUUCCCAGAGGGAGCUGCUUGCGGACACGGCGCACCUGAAUGAGACCCACUGUGCCCACUGCCUGCAGCCCUACCGGCUCCUUGGGACCCCCAAAAGGCAAUGUCUGGACUGCCGCCUCUUCACCUGCCAAGACUGUAGCCACGCCCACCCUGAGGAGCAGGGCUGGCUCUGCGACCCCUGCCACCUGGCCAGGGUUGUGAAGAUCGGCUCCCUGGAAUGGUACCACCAGCACCUGAGAGCCCGCUUCAAGCGCUUUGGGAGCGCCAAAGUGAUCCGCUCCCUGUGCGGACGGCUGCAGGGGGGAGGUGGGCCUGAGCCAAGCCUUGGUGAGGGAAGUGGAGAGAGUGAGCAGACAGAUGAGGAUGGAGAACUGGACAUAGUGGCCCGGGCCCAGCCCGUUGGCAGCAAGAAAAAGCGCCUCUCCAUUCACGACUUGGACUUUGAGGCAGACUCCGAUGACUCUACUUGGUCUGGCAGUCACCCCCCAUAUUCGUCCCCAGUCCCAGCGGCCACAGACAGCCUACAGUGUCUCACCAGCUACGAGCCCACAGAUGCCGACAGAGAAGAAGAGACCCUCAGGAGGAAGCUGGAGGAGCUGACCAGCCACAUCAGUGACCAGGGGGCCUCAUCCGAGGAGGAGGAGAGCAGGGAGGAAGAGGCAGACCUGGACAGGAGCCCCUCCAUCAAGGACCUCCCCGGGGCAGCGCCGGAGGUGAGCGUGGCUGCCGGCCAGGCGUACAGACAGGAAACCACCCCCCGGGACCCUCAGGACCUCGUGCAGCCCGGCAGGACCACAGACAAGGACCUGCUGGAGCUGGAGGACAGAGUGGCCCUCACGGCCUCUGAGGUUCAGCAGGUGGAGAGCGAGGUCUCCAACAUCAAGUCCAAGAUUGCUGCCUUGCAGGCUGCAGGGCUCUCGGUGAAGCCGUCGGGAAAGCCCCGGAGGAAGUCCAACCUCCCGAUAUUUCUUCCCCGACUUGCUGGGAGAUUGGACCAGAGUCCUAAGGAUCUGAAUGCAGACCCUGCGGAGGAGGUAUGGGCGGUGACAGCGCCCUAUCUUCUCAGAAGGAAGUUCAGUAAUUCUCCGAAAAGUCAAGGUAAAGACGGGGCCUCCUUUGGUCGGCAGUCGGUGUACCGGGGAUCCCUGACGCAGAGAAACCCCAACGGCAGGAAAGGGGUGGCCAACCACAGCUUUGCGAAACCAGUGAUGACCCACCAGCCCUAAAGGGGGAGCUUUGUGGGAACGGGACGGAGUGGCCCAGGGGCCCCAGCCCUCUCUUUCCCUUCGCCUCACCGCCCCGUCCCUCCGUCCGCCCCGCGCUCCGGGCCGCACGCAGUCCGGGGAGAAGACAGGACGCAGCACCAUCCACCAGGGACCCCCACCUGCGAGGGACCAGCGUUCUCAGACCCUCGGCUCCUCACCCACGUUCACAGACGACCUCCGCCCCCACCCCUGCCGAC